AUGGGCCGAAAUAAGUCAAAUAACAUGCAUAAAUUCAUCCCCCGUCUAUAUAAGUUGAAACUUGAAAUUGUGAUUUUGGUUGAAAUAAGAGUAAAGCAAGAGAAAGCUAGCCAGUUUGUCCUAAGUUCUGAUCAGCAUGUUCAUUAUGGUGUCUAUGAUAAGUUGGGUAGUUUAAAGUAUUGGUUAACUGCAAUCUCUGCUCACAAUCAGCUUGAUAAUAGAAAGGCCUUAUGGAAGGAUAUUGUCAAUCUGCACCAAUCUAUUAGAGGUCCUUGGUGUGCUAUGUGUGAUUUCAACAAUGCGGUUAGGGCUCAAGGUAGAAUUGGAGGUAGGAUGGUUGUUGAAGCAGAGUACAAAGGUAUGCAGGAAAUGAUGCUAAAAUCUGGAUUGAGUGAGAUGGACAGUGUUGGAAAUUACAAUACCUGGAGUAAUAAACAUGUUACAAGUAUCAUCUACUCAAGAAUUGAUAGGGUGCUUGGAAAUGUUGAUUGGUUCAAUGGCAGCAUGGAUAAAGUCCUGAAAAUUCUCCCACCUAGUGUGUCUGACCAUGCCCUUUUGUGUGUGGAUGGGAAGGUUCAUAAAGGCAAUAGAAGGUUAAAAUACUAUAACUGCAUGGCUGAUAUGACAGAAUAUGAGGAAGUGGUUAGACAUAGUUGGAAUAAGCCUCUACAUGGGGAGCCUAUGCUUGUCCUUUGGAGUAAACUUCAAAGACUUAAACCUGAGCUUACUAAAUUCAGUAGAUCAAUGUCCAAUGUUACUCAAGAGUUGGAAAAAGCCAGAAAGGAGCUAGAGAUAUCUCAGACUAAUCUUACUAAAAAUAGAAUGGAUGCUGAGGCUGUGGACAAAGUUAAAGAGUGUACUGAUAGUGUUAUAAAAUGGAAUGAGUUAGAAGAGAAUAUGCUGAAGCAGAGAGCUAAGAUUGAUUGGCUGAGGAUGCAUGAUGGAAAUAAUGCUUAUUUUUAUGCUUCAAUAAAAACUAAAUAUCAAAACAAGAGUAUGCAGGUUCUGCACCAAUGUGAUGGGACUGUUUUGACUGAAAAAGAAGAUAUUCAUAAUGAGGUGAUGACCUAUUACAAGAACAUUAUGGGGACAACUCCAUCUACCCUUAAACAUGUGGACAUUGAAGCCAUGAGAAAUGGAAAGCAAGUUACUAAGUCUCAAGGGGAUACUCGUAUUGCCAAGGUGACUGAAGAGGAAAUUUAUAAUGCUUUAAAGGGCAUAGGAGACUUGAAAGCUUAUGGUAUUGAUGGCUAUGGAGCCAAAAAUUUUAAGUCCAGUUGCCAAAUUAUCAAAGAUGAUGUGAUGGCUACAGCUCAGGACUUCUUUAAAAAAGGUAAUCUGUUCAGGGCUUUCAAUGGCACAAUAGUUACCCUCAUCCUUAAGAAUGUACAAGCCAAGAUUGUGAAGGAGUACAUGCCUAUAAUAGGUUGUACUACAUUCUACAAAAUUUUUUCCAAGGGGAUGACUAAUAGACUGGGUAAGGUUUUACAAGAUGUUAUCCACCAGAGUCAGACAACUUUUGUGCCAUGCCAAGUUAUCCAUAAUCACAUUCUUUUAGCUUUUGAGUUAAUGAAAGGUUAUGCUAGAAAGGGCGGGACCCCCAGGUGCAUGAUGCAGAUAGACAUACAGAAGGCCUAUGAUAUGGUUAGGAGGGGUAUAAGGCAAGGGGACCGUAUUUCCCCUUUACUGUUUGUGAUUUUGAUGGAAUACAUGAAUAUAACUAUGGCAAAGAUGCAAAAGAAUCCAAACUUUAAUCAUCAUAGUUUGACUGUGAAUCAAAGCAAGUGCAAAAUGUUUUGUGGAGGAAUGAAGAAUGAUGUUGCUGCAGUCCAGAACUUGACAGGUUUUGCUGUAGGUCAGUUGCCCUUAAGAUACUUGGGAGUCCCUUUGUUGUGUAAGAAGUUGAAUUUGAAUCAUUAUCUACCUAUGGUGGAUAGAAUUACCAGUCGUAUUAGGCAUUGGACUGCCAAACUGCUUAGUAGAGCUGGUAGAAUCCAGUUAGGGAAUACCAUAACCACUGCCAUUGCACAAUACUGGAUGCAUUGUUUUCCUUUGCUAAAGUUUGUUAUCCAUAAAAUUGAUGCUCUUUGUAGGUCGUUUGUUGGGACAAGUAAAUCUGAAGUGAGCAGAAAGAGUCCUUUGGCUUGGAAGAAAACUUGUAGCCCUAUCCAUCAAGGAGGACUGAAUAUUAUAAAUCUGGAGGUGUGGAACUCUAUAACUCUACUAAAGUGCUUAUGGAAUUUAUGUAUGAAGCUGGACAAUCUUUGGGUUAAGUGGGUACAUGUGUACUACUUAAAGGGUGUAGAUGUUCAGACAGUGUGCAUUCCAAAAACAUGCUCUUGGAUCUUGACAGCCAUUAUCAACAAGAGAUCUUUUAUUCCUCUGAUUCACCUAAUCAGAACAUGGUACCUCCUCUGA
Molecule: messenger RNA, 2418 nt
Organism: Vicia villosa (hairy vetch)
Lineage: Eukaryota; Viridiplantae; Streptophyta; Magnoliopsida; Fabales; Fabaceae
Exons: 4
Coding region: 1-2418 (805 amino acids)
Source: RefSeq, a predicted model, not a curated record